AUGUCAAGUGAUAAUACUGGUGAGAUCGCGGCUAUUAGUGUUACCGUUUCUGUCGUCGUUGUUGUGGUGAAGAUAGCCAUCAUUGUAUAUGUAUGCAAUAAACGAUCUAAGAUGCAAACGGAACCAUUCCCUAACGAUUCCCGUUUUAUUCCGCUCGCCAUGGUUAAAUUCCUGGAUGACAUGGAAAGAGAAAAACCGAUCCGGUUCACCGCUCAACAGCUAAGAAUAGCGACAGAAAACUUCAGCAUCUUAUUGGGUUCAGCUAAACUCUGCAACAGGGAUAACACUCAUAUAACGAUGACCGGAGGACGUGGUACUCCGGGAUACGCCGCCCCAGAACUCUGGCUACCUCUCCCGGUUUCACACAAAUGUGAUGUUUAUAGUUUCGGUAUGCUACUCUUUGAGAUCAUCGGAAGAAGGAGGAACAUGGACGUGAGACUUGCAGAUAGUCAACAAUGGUUUCCAAUAUGGGUGUGGGGGAAAUACGAAAGGAAAGAGUUGAAAGAUUUGAUGAUAGUUUGUGCGAUUGAAGAGAAGGAUCAUGAAGCUGUUGAGAGGAUGCUUAAGGUAGCUAUUUGCUGCGUUCAGUAUAGACCGGAGACUCGGCCGGUGAUGAGCAUCGUUGUGAAAAUGUUGGAAGGUGCAUUACCGGUGCCGGAGCCUUUAAAUCCGUUUUCGUAUCUGUUCUCAGGUGCUAAUGAAGUUGAUGAUUCUUUGGCUCGAUUGGCCUGGAAUGGCGGUGGUUCUGAUUGGUCUUCGUCUGAUGUUAACACCAAGUCUACUGUAGUUGCAGGUACACCUUUGAUGAGGAGACAUGAGAUCACAAUGGCAUCGGAGUAA
Messenger RNA from Lactuca virosa, 840 nucleotides. NCBI's taxonomy places the organism in Eukaryota, Viridiplantae, Streptophyta, Magnoliopsida, Asterales, Asteraceae. The record is from the annotation of a GenBank genome assembly.